Cladocopium goreaui is the source of this 4426-nucleotide messenger RNA. The record is from the annotation of a GenBank genome assembly. NCBI's taxonomy places the organism in Eukaryota, Dinophyceae, Suessiales, Symbiodiniaceae.
GUUGGAACUGACCCCAGUGUUCGGCUGCAGCAUGGCCACCGUGAAACGGCGGCUUCGGAGUGCGUUGACCAACUUGUACCCGAUUCAAUUUGUGGAGACAACCGAUCGGCACCUUCGAAUCAGCAUCUUCCAUUGCACCUUCUACGAUGCUGAGGCUCAGCAGCCCAUGCUUCCCAGGGAGGAAACUGAGCUGAAGCGAACCAUUUUCGACGUGCCACGACGUUUGAAAAAGCAGCAAGCAAUCAAAGAUGCUCUUGGUGUCACGACUUUGGAGUUUGGCGGCGACUGUGCUGCGGGGCUCUGCUGCGAGCGGCCGGGCAACACAGCCCCGGGCCCGGCGGUGGCUGACGCCGGGCGGCUGCAGAUUGAGGAACUGGUGAUCAAUGACCUUGAUCGCUACGAAGUGCAGGUGGACGACUGGCUUCCAUGUGUUGUGCGGGCCAUCACGGAGAAAGGAAUUGAAGUGGACCUCUAUGCACCUGGCAGCUUCUUCUGCGAAGAUCUGGGACACUGGGGUCCCAAAACGGUGACCGUUGACCAGCUCCGAGCACGACAGUGGGAGGUUUGUCGAGGAGAAGUACUUCGAAUCCCCGAGGGUGAAGUGAUGACGCUGCACACUGGACAGCAUCUUUGGGUCCAGUCGCGUGGCCCAGGUCAAGAUGAACCCGCUGGACGCUUGGAGAUGGGCGAAGGGUCUUCCCUCAGAUGUGAGGGUGGCACAGUGGACAAUGAGGGUAUUCUGUCCUUCUUCGUCUCAGUGCCCUUGCAGCAUGGCUUACGCCGCUACAGACUGGAGAUUGAAAGCACCAAGACGGUGCUGGUGGAUUGCGUGGAGGGCAUUCCAGAACUUCCAGUCGAGGAGCGCAGUGUGGCAUUGCAGUGCUUUAGCUGGAUCUUCGAACGCGUCUAUCGUCAAAUGCAGCUCCGAACUCUAGGUGGAUGCGGAUGGUACCUGGCUGAUGAGGGCCGGACCUUGACUUUCGGACCCGACCGAAAUACAUCGCCACGGGUCUUCCUCUACAAAGGAUUCCUGGCAUCGAGUGUGUAUGUGCGAGCGGGCCCUUGUUUGAAGGUGGACAUUUCAGUGCGGUUGAUUCAGAGCCAGACUGCCUUGGCACGGCUGAACUUCUUCCGAGAUCUGCUGAUUCAGCACCACCGGGAUCAAAAUCUGCCGAUGCCCAGCAAGGUGGAAAUGGACGCCUUUUUGCAGAAGCGCAUGGUGGGACGUACCUGCAUGAGCCGACACAACCAGAUUCACUACAAGAUCCAAAAGGUCUGCAUCGACAUGGAUCCAAGUGCAUCCUUUCCCUUUGAAGAUGGUGAGAUCACCUACCUGGAGUAUUUUCUGCGGCGACAUGGCAUCACGUUGCAGCGGAAGCAGCCCAUGUUGUAUUGUCCCUUCCGUGCGAAGCAGGAGGUCUAUCUUCCUGCAGAAAUUGCUUUCCUCACCGGCCUGGAUGAUGAGUGGAAGCAGGAUAAGGACUUUGCAGCUGAGAUUUGGCAUGGUUUGCGCCACAUCCCCGAGGAGCAUUGGCGACUCCAGGCCAGAUUGAUGACAGGCCUGAACGAGACCAAGCAAGGGGAAGCCCUUCGUGAGUGGGGUGUGAAGGUCGCCUCCAAACCCAUCACGGUGAACUUUGGCGAACUGCCACAGGAACCAGUCUACUUCAGCCCCAAGGUGGAAGAGUACUUUCAACAGCUGCGUGUUCCCCCACCAGAGCUGGCCAUCAAAACAUCUCGCUAUGGCUUUGAAAGACGACCGUGGCCAGAGGUCUGGACCCGCCCGGGCGAGAGCAUCACCUUGGGUCGAUGGCUGAUCUUCGCGCCAGCCGGCGACAAGGACGUGGUGGAACACUUCAUCCUGGAGAUCGAACCGAUGGUGGGCGAACUUCGAUCCGCUGAGGACACUGGCAACAAGAUUGACAUUUCAAAGCCGACAGUGGUUUUGAUUUCCGCCUCUUCAGUUAGCGGCUGGGUGAAGAAAUUGUUGGCCUAUCAGCCUCCUUGGGGGAAGGAUUUGACGGACUUUGUUCUCUUAGCCAUUCCUCAGGGAAAACGCCGAGAUCAGUACUACUAUCAGCUCAAGAGUUUACUCACAUUCCAGUGGGACCACUGUUGUCCUUCGCAGUUGGUUCUAUCUUCAACAUUGCAGCGAGAGACGCAGAGAAUGCAGGUUUGGCGUAGCAUCCUGCAACAAAUCCUGGUGAAGAAGGGUGCGUUUUUGUGGGCCAUUGACCCCUUGCCCUACGUGGGGCGCAGCAUCAUGGUCGUGGGCCUGGACACCAUCAAGGCUGGAAAGGAGGCUCCAGUGCUUCAGGCGCUAACAGCUUCAUGCAACGUUUACUUCACCAGCUACUACAGCACCUGGCGAGUGGCAGAAGAUCCUCAUGGUGGUCAAGCUGGAUCAUUGAUGAAGGAGGCGCUACUGCACUUCUACCAAAAGAUGCGACGUAUGCCUGAUACAGUGAUCAUCUAUCGCGGUGGAGUCAGUGAAAGCCAAGAAAUGCUGUUGAUGGAAGAGGAGAUCCACGAGCCAUGCGAGGCGUCCGGCAUCCUGGCAGCCUUCGACUCCCUGCAAGCUGAGGCUGGUGGCGAGUUAGACAGCUGGCGGUCGAAGGUCACCAUGGCGUAUAUCAUGGUCAAGAGGUCAGUCAGUUCUCGCUUCAUGGCAGACGAUGGAGACAACCUCCCCAGUGGAAGUUAUAUCACAGAUGAUGCAGUGAUGCCAGGUGGAAAAGUGCCGGAGAACACCGUGCGUUUGGAUUUCUACAUGGUCUCCCAGACCUAUGUCGUGGGUACUGCUAGGCCGACCUUGUACAGUGUGCUCUACAACACCUUGACCCUCACGAAGCUUGAGAUGAUCCAGCUGACCCAUCGGCUUUGCGGGGUUUAUAUGACCUUCCCGGGCAUGGUAUCCAUACCAGCACCACUGAAGUACGCUGCGAAGCUCUUGAGCCUUUUGAGCAAGCGCCGGCCUCGGUUGUGGUCAUUCCAAGUGCCAGCAGGUGCCCAAAGAGCCAACAGGAAGACUGAAGCUUUGGAGGCCGAACCUCUUCUUCGUGUGAGCAUCGCUAGCGGCGGCAUGGACAGCGUCCUGACUGACAAGCAGAACGCAGAUGCGAAGUGGAAAGCGCAGAUCGACCUCCCAUGGCACAAACUGGAAGCCGACUAUGUCGGUGACGUAAGCUCUGUUGGCACUGCCAUCAACGUGGACACGACCAAAAAGAUUGCACGGCAUUGCUUCAUUUGCCAAUCAUUGGACCAUUUGAGUGCCGAGUGUCCUGAGAAGGUCUGCAAGCGGCCACUGCCAUGGGUCCAGGAGGUGUGUUGCAAGGACAAGGUGCCUUGCAAUCCUUCCAACGUGGAGGCCAGUGCUCAAAGUAGCAUCUCAUCGCGGCUCAGUGUGGUGAUCACCACCAGUCCUGUGCCCAGCCAUCCCUCGACCAUGAUGAUUGAAGCGGUCCUCGCCAGUUUUCAACGCGUCGAUGGUCUCGCAGAGUGUCCGUUGAUCAUCGUCUGCGACGGUUUUAAAGUCGUAAAGAAGACCACUUGGAAAGCGGGGAAGGUCACUGAAGAGAAGGCUGCGAACUAUGAAAAGUACAAAGAGAACUUGAAGAAACUCCAAGAUGAUGGGCAUUUGCCAGCAGGCAGCAAACUCAUCAUUUUACAGGGGCACAACGGACAGGCCAUGGCCGUGAAGGCUGCUCUACAAGAAGUGGAGACGCCUUUGGUAUGUAUACACCAGCAUGACUUGGAAUUUUCCUUCAACUUCAGUCUAGACAAAGUGCUCGACAUCUUGGAGGACAAAAAGAAUCCAGUGAAAUACGUGGGCUUGCCCCUGCUGGUGAAUUUGCACUAUGAGGCCAUCGCCUUCCAACAUCAUGGCGUCAAGGUGAAGCCUGAAGUCUUUCACGAGAUCACUCUGAUGCCGAUCGUCUUCUGGUAUGAUAGUACACACAUUGCUGUGGUGGAGCACUACAAAUCCUUGGUUUUUGGGCCCAGCGAGACGUAUGCUGCUGGAAACUUCGUAGAAGAGACCUUUGGUGUUCGUCAAAGAAACGACAUCAUGACCAACGGAAUGGACGGAAUGGAGGGAGUGCACGCAAGGUAUGGCACGUAUCACUGUAUCUCUUUGUCCCCAGAUGGCAGCCGUCGCCCCUUGAUCUGCCACCUGAACGGCGUCCGCUUUCUGACGCCAGAACAACGGGAAGCUUUAGGAUAUCCUCCGGACCCUCCAGUGGAGUUUUAUCCCUCUCGGACCAUGACCAGCCGCAAGGAUCGGAAGGUGCGCCACAUUUUGGACAACGUGUUGGAGUUGGCGGACGUGCACAUGGAAUUUUCUGCGGCUGUGCGGAAUAUUCUCUCCAAGUUGUUGAAUGACACCCGUUCUGGCCCCGGUCGUGUUGACGUGCUGAUCAUAUCCUAG